Messenger RNA from Gossypium arboreum, 1688 nucleotides. RefSeq names its product WAT1-related protein At3g28050-like. The coding region runs from base 284 to 1426 and encodes 380 amino acids. The transcript is spliced from 7 exons. NCBI's taxonomy places the organism in Eukaryota, Viridiplantae, Streptophyta, Magnoliopsida, Malvales, Malvaceae. Gene Ontology annotation, molecular function: transmembrane transporter activity. The record is from RefSeq and is a predicted model, not a curated record. Gene Ontology annotation, cellular component: plasma membrane.
AUUUAUACUUACACAAGAAUCUAGGUAUUGGGUAAGGAGGCAAUGACGAAAGGAGCUAUGUCAGCAGCGACUUGGACUCGUUGCUUGUCGUCUAUAACUCCUUGUUGUUAGCUAUGGCUGCGUAUGUAUUUUAAAUAUAAAAGGACUUUAAAAUUGAUAUUAAUAACUAAAAUUGAAAUGAAAGUGUCCAUCUAUUUGCUCCAAAGUCCAACUACUUAAAAUUCAGUCCUAGGAAGGAGGUGGCACAGAAGUUGAUCGCAAGAACUGAAAUUGGGUCUGAAGAAUGGGGAAGGAGAUGAUCGGUUUGCCUAUUGUAGGGAUGGUAAUGGCAGAGGUUGCUCAAGUUGGACUCAUGAUAAUGGGCAAAGCAGCAAUGUCCCAUGGGAUGCCCAACUUCGUCUUUGUUUUCUAUUCCAAUGCUCUUGCCUCUCUCAUUCUCCUCCCUGCUUCUUUUCUCUUCCACAGGUACCGUUCGUUCUCUCUCUCUCUCUCUCUCUCUCUCUCCAUAAUUCCCAUUUCACUUUCUCCUUUGAUUUUCCGUUUUCCCUGCAGAUCACACCUUCCUCCACUCACUUUCUCUAUUCUUUGUUGGUUUUUCUUGCUUGGCCUUCUUGGUUGCUUUGCCCAGAUUUCUGGGUAUGCUGGGAUAUAUUAUAGCUCGCCUACUCUGGCAACUGCCAUGCUUAAUCUCAUCCCAGGUCUCACCUUCAUCCUUGCUGUUGCUUUCAGGAUGGAAACACUGAAUUUGAGAAGUAGCACUAGCCAAGCCAAAUCACUGGGAACCAUAGUGUCAAUUGCUGGGGCAUUCAUUGUUACUUUCUAUAAAGGCCCCUCACUUUUGAUGGCACCCUCACAUUCAAGCUCACCUCAUCUACUUUUAGGGCAGCAGUCUAAUUGGGUCAUUGGAGGAUUUCUCCUUGCAGCUGAUUGUGUGUUUGCUUCUGCCUGGCUUAUUGUACAGGCAUCAGUUCUUAAGAAAUUCCCAGCUGAGCUUUUUGUUGUCUUCUAUUAUUGCUUCUUUGUCACCCUUCAAUCGGGAAUAAUCUGUUUGAUCAUGGGAGGAGAUCUUAGUGCUUGGAGCUUUAAACCUGAUGUGAGAUUGGUCGCUGUUAUAUACUCAGCUGUGUUUGGCUCUGCAUUCCAACUUGGGGUUUCUACCUGGUGUAUGCAUCGGACAGGUCCUGUUUUUGUUUCCAUGUUCAAGCCUUUGGGAAUUGUUGUUUCAGUAGUCAUUGGUGUUAUCUUCUUAGGGGAUACAUUCUUUCUUGGAAGUUUAGUUGGUGCAAUUGUCAUUGUUACUGGGUUUUACUCGGUGAUGUGGGGAAAAGCAAAAGAAGGGAAGUUAGACGUGCAAACUCAGGGGAUGAUGUCAGAAUCAAGCAGUCAAAAAGUUGCUUUAUUGUCAAAUAAUACCGGAGAACCGUAGGAGUUUUCUUUACAGUCAAUCAAAAACAGGGUAUCCACUGCCGACAGUAGUGACUAAUCUUUUCGUCGCAAGCUCUCUCUGAUGAGGUAAACGGCUAGCCAUGAAAUGUACUUUAUCCUCAUGAGUGAAGAUCGAAUCCUUGGCCACAUGAUUAAGGGAUGAGUUGAGUAACCACCACAUUAUAUCUCAUUAAAUUAUUGAUAUUAAGAUUCUCUAAUUGAACAUAAAAGAACAUAAGAGAAGCAGUAUGCAAAUCUAGAAA